AAUAAAAAAAAUAUUACUUUAAAAUUGUAAACCUUUCUUUAAAAUACUUAAUAAAAAUUUAAACAGCUAUUACUACUUUUUCAAAUUGUCAUUGUGUUAGUGUUGUAAUUAGCAUAAAUUAAGUAAACAUAAAAAUUAAUUUGCAUACUGUUAGGAGUUUCAUUUAAUAACAGUUUUUGUGUAUUUCAAAAAUAAAAACAAAAUAAAUAUAAAUAUUUUUUUCAAAAAUUAUAACGACAAAUAAUUGUGUGUCUCUCUGUGUGUGUGUAUGCAUGUACUUAAAAAGUCAUUUGCAUAAUUAGCCACAAAUGACUUUUAUUUAAAAUAUUCUUAAAUAAGUGUAUUAAAUUAUAGAGUAAAACAAAAAAAAUUUUAAAUAACAAAUAAAUAAUUUAAAUAAAAUUUAUUCAAAUAAAAACAAAUUGUUUAAUUUUAAAUGAUAAUUAUACAAAUAUUGCAGCAAUCAUAUAAAGAAUAAUUUUAUUGGCAGUGAAACGUAAAGUAUUAAAAAUCUAAGAAGUAUUAAAAGAAAAACUUUUUAACUAUAAGAAAGUAGCAGACAAGCAGCCAGCAUCAAUGUUGCAAUAAGGAAAAUGAGUAAAGUUUUCGAAAGCAACAACAAAUGAAACCUACAACAUUAGCAUGACUUAAAAAUUAGCUUUUCAAUUAAACACAUUUACACAACGAGCUGCUGAGUAGAGUAGGAGAGAAAAAAUAAUAAGUAUUAAACAAAAACCCUCAACAAAAAAAAAAGAAAACUUAAAAUUAAACAAGUUAAACAUUUAAAUACAAAGAAAUAAUACUACAAAACUUUGUCCAUAGCUUAUAAAACUUUUGUAAAAAUCUUCUAAGAAAUAAACACAGUAUAUUUUAACUUAGUUGAAAAACCAUUUAGACAAGAUUGUAACAGCCAACCAAGCAACAACUUAUACAAACACUAUUUACGACAGCAACACCUGCAGCAGCAACAACAGCUGCAACAUUUUAUAAAUAUGGAUAAUGAAGAGAAACUAUGGCAGGAUAAUAAUGCACCAUCACCUUCAAUAGCAUCAGCAACAACUUCUAUUAAUUCUGCUACACCACGUCUAGUGCGCACACCAUCACCUUCUACGGCCACUAGUCCGCAUACACCACCUCUCCAGCCUUUGGUACAAACAUUUACAGCACCUUUGCAUCGUAAAAAGGGUCGUCUACAACGUUCCGAACGUUUGCAGACCGUAGACAGUGGUUCGAAUUCAUCAAGCGGUAAUAAUUCAACAUCAACACCAACCUCAUACUCAGCAUGGGAAGCAUUGGUGAAGGAGAGUUUCGGUCAAAUUGCUUGGCCAAUUAAAAUAACAUCAUGGGAGCUGGUGGACGAUCGUGUUAAGGUUGUGCCAAAUAGGUAAGUGGAAAGAAUAAUCAUAUUUUUGAAGAAACAUAUUUAACUGAUGCUAUUAAGAAAAGUUGUUCCACAGCUCUAAAUUUUUAGAAGAUCACUUGAACACUUGAAACAAAGACAAGCAAUUGUCGUAAAUUUAAAAUCAAUUUUUGAAGAUAGCACUUUAUGAACUUUUCGUAAAACAUUAAGAAGUAUUUUAUUAUUUAAACAAUUCUAUAUAUAUUAAUUUUUAUAUAUAAUUAAACAUCGGAACUGAUGA
This is a messenger RNA of Lucilia sericata (common green bottle fly), 1640 nucleotides long. RefSeq lists its product as uncharacterized. Bases 993 to 1388 code for a protein of 131 amino acids. The record is from RefSeq and is a predicted model, not a curated record. Lineage: Eukaryota; Metazoa; Arthropoda; Insecta; Diptera; Calliphoridae. The transcript has 2 exons.